AUGAGCUACAGCAAUAUCCCAGCGGGUAAAGAUGCGCCAAACGAUAUCUAUGUGAUCAUCGAAAUUCCUGCAAAUGCAGCACCAAUCAAAUACGAAAUCGAUAAAGAUUCUGAUGCGUUAUUUGUAGACCGUUUCAUGGGUACAGCAAUGUUCUACCCAGCAAACUACGGUUAUGUACCAAACACACUAUCGCUUGAUGGUGACCCAUUAGACGUACUGGUUGUAACACCUCAUCCAGUAGAGCCAGGUUCAGUCAUUCGUUGUCGUCCUGUGGGUAAGUUGAACAUGGAAGAUGACGGUGGUGUUGAUGCAAAACUGGUUGCA
Molecule: messenger RNA, 324 nt
Organism: Cylicostephanus goldi
Lineage: Eukaryota; Metazoa; Nematoda; Chromadorea; Rhabditida; Strongylidae
Source: the annotation of a GenBank genome assembly